Molecule: messenger RNA, 1914 nt
Organism: Durotheca rogersii
Lineage: Eukaryota; Fungi; Ascomycota; Sordariomycetes; Xylariales; Xylariaceae
Product: cysteine proteinase
Exons: 1
Coding region: 175-1782 (535 amino acids)
Biological process (GO): spliceosomal complex assembly; mRNA processing; protein deubiquitination
Molecular function (GO): zinc ion binding; cysteine-type deubiquitinase activity
Source: RefSeq, a predicted model, not a curated record
GGGAGCUUUCUAUUCGACUUAAUUUGAUAGCUUCAACCUCGCACAUUGUCAGCCUCGUGCUUUGCGCGGCCUAGUUUGACAUUUGCCUCCCCCCCUCCUCCAAAUUCUAUAGCAGGUACCCUCCGACAAAGCCUAGCCGAUGCUUUAUGCACCGGGCACUCUCUCCGUACCGAUAUGUCGAAAAGACAGGCUUCCGAAGCUCUAGAAGAGCUCUAUAACGUUGAUUCGCCCGCGUCAAAACGAUCGCGGCUCGAUGACGGACCCGACCUGAGCGGCAGCGGCGCCUCCGCGACGGACGAGAGGAUCGACGACGCUACUCCCGUCGAGCGCGAAGAAGACGAGUUCGACGAUGAGCCCCUAAGGGCGCCGAUACGGCAAGCCGCUCCCACGCAAGGAUACGACGACCUCUAUCUCGACACCAUCCAUCGCAGCGUACUCGACUUCGACUUCGAGAAGCUAUGCUCCAUCAGUCUGUCCAACAUCAACGUCUACGCCUGUCUGGUAUGCGGCAAAUAUUUCCAAGGCCGCGGACCCAAGUCGCACGCCUAUUUCCACUCGCUCGAUGUCGGGCAUCACGUAUUCAUCAAUAUGGAGAAGCAAGAGGUUUACGUGUUGCCGGAAGGCUAUGAGGUGAAGAGCAAGUCAUUGGACGAUAUAAAAUACGUUUCCGACCCGACAUACACGAGGCAGGAGGUGAUGGACCUGGACCGCAAAGCUCGCACCGCCUGGACACUCGACGGCAAAGAGUACACCCCUGGUUUCGUUGGGAUGAAUAACAUCAAGGAGAACGACUACCUAAACGUUGUGGUCCAAGCCUUAUCCCACGUUACGCCGCUGCGAAACUACUUUUUGCUGGAAGACCUCUCGUCGCGUCCCGAGCUCGUAAAGCGAUGCGGCAUCCUGUUCCGCAAGAUCUGGAACCCUCGCGCUUUCAAGAGCCACGUGUCACCCCACGAGCUGCUACAGGAAAUCUCGUUGAAGUCCAACAAGAGAUUCACCUUGACGACGCAGUCCGACCCCGUCGAAUUCUUGUCGUGGUUUCUCAACAACCUCCAUCUCGGACUGGGUGGAAGCAAAACCAAGCCGGGGAGUAGCAUAAUACAACUGAUAUUCCAGGGGAAGCUGAAGGUCGAGUCGCAGGCAAUCACCGCCAAGGCAGAUGCCGGCGACCGCCUGCGAUUCGAAGAGGCGGCGGAGGUGAAGACAGACAUCAAUCGCUUUCUGCUCUUGACGCUCGAUCUACCGGCGGCGCCCCUAUUCCAAGACGAACUAGAGCGCAACAUCAUCCCCCAAGUCCCCCUGACCACUAUCUUAACCAAGUACGACGGCGUCAAGGCGCAAGAGCACCUCGCGCAGAGGAAACGGUAUCGACUGAUGCACCCCUUGCCGCCGUACCUCAUGUUCCACAUCAAGCGCUUCUCGACAAACAAGUUCGUGUCAGAGCGCAAUCCCACAAUCGUCACCUUCGACGCGCGCGUCGGACUCGACGUAUCGCCCUACGUAGAGCCGAGCCCGGCGGACCACCCCCCGGGGGAGCCGAUCUGGUACGACCUAGUCGCGAACGUCACCCACGAGGCGGUCAGGGCGAAGGAGGACGUAGCCGAUUCGGGAGAGGAGCGGAAGACGUGGAAGGUCCAGCUCAAGGAUAAAGGGAGAGACGAGUGGGUGGUGUGCCAGGACCUUUUCGUCGAGGGGACCCAGAAGGAGCUGCUAUACCUCGGCGAGUCGUAUCUGCAGAUCUGGGAGCGGCGACGAGACCACAAGGGCAAGCGGAAAACUUGAGGUGCGAUCGAGUCAAAUUUGAACGAGUAACCGUCGCGUUAGGCUAUAAUACCUCGUGGAAGGCUGCGGCGAAAGCCAUAUAUACACGAUUCUGAGUCAACCUGGUACGUCUCUCUGAAGUAGCGAAUCUGC